AAAAACUUAUAUAAAUAUAAACAAAAGGGGGGGGUUAAAUGAAAAGUAAAUAUUUUUGGUUUUUAUGUUUUCUUAUUUUUUUGGUUUUUUGAUAAAAUGGGGGAAAACAAGCUCAAGAUAAUCAACUUCUCCAAUUUAGGUAACCCAAGAAACACCACCAAAAACCCAAAAAAAAAUUAAAAAGAGAACGAACACAAAACAAACAUUACACAUAUAAUAGGCACUUAGACAAUAUAUUACGUAACUUACGCACUUAAGAAUAGAAAAGAAUUUAAAGGCUCGAGUUGAUUCAUAUCCUUUACCACAUAUAGAGGAUCGUCAACUCUCUAUAAGGCCCGGAGUCAAAAAUUCAAAGGCCUUUUGAACACCAACCAUUUUGGAAUUUUCUAAAUUCACACAACAAGCAAAAAAAUGUAAAUUUGAAUUGAAACAAUAUUUUUACAAAGAAAUUGGAGAAGAAAAAAAAUUGACAAAUAUAGGGUUACCAAUUGUUGAAGAAGAUGAAGAAAUUGAAGAAAAUUGGAGCUUGAAGGAACUGCCACUAGUCGCCGGAGCUUCUGACACCGCUGCCACCUGCCAUCGUAGAACGCCGGCGAGCCGUCGUUGGCCGCCGUCUGCAUUUCCGCCGGUGGGUUGCGUCAAUAGCAGCGGCAAGAGCCGCUGCUCUGUUAUUUCGGUACGAUUCCCCUCUGGUCUUGUUCCCCACUUUGAAUUGUGCAAUUUGCCUUCAAUUUAUAGGAUAGUAGGAGCAAGGAGCCUUUAAUUUCUUCCCGUUGAGAAUUGAUUGUUGCGAAUCAAAAGGAAGAACGUUGGAGCAUCCGCGCUGGUUUAUCGCAAAGAGGAAGAAGUCGUAGACUUCAAUCCUCAGUUCUUUUUUUUUCCCUUUCUUGCGUGAAGACAAAGUGAGAUGAUUGGUGGGCUAAUUCUCUAUUAUGUUUGUUCUAGGCUUUGGCCCAAAAUCAAUCUGUUCUUUUCAAACUUGAACUUCAAUUCAGCCUUUUGCUGCAAUUUUCUCCAAAAAUAAGAUAUUUGAUAAUUUGGGUUAGGGAAAAUAAGAAAAAUAAUAAAAAAAAUGAUUAAAAAGCUACUAUUUUUAAAAGAAAAUUAAAAGAUUUUAAAAAAUAGAAACUAAAAUAAAACUACACAAAACUACUAAAAAUUAAACUUUAAAAGUAUUAAAAAUGUCUAAAAUUGGAUAAAAAGUACUAACCCAAACCCGAGUUAUCAAAUACCCCCACACUAAAGACUUGAACGUCCUCGUUCAAAAGACCAAAAAGAGAGGAAUUAAUUUCUAUCAUCAUCAAGAAAAAACAAAGUGAACUUUAAACCCGCACACUUAAGAUUUUAUGCUCAUUCACAUUUUAAAAACAAAGUGAGCUAGAAAUCCUACAACGAUGGAAUACUCAGGUGUGGAAUUUUUUUUGGGUUCUAACAAAUGUUCUAAAGCUGCUACAAAAAAAGUUUCCUAGCGGAAUCCUACGGUUUAAAAUGGCUCAAUAGCAGCGGUAGCAAGGUUUAUCAAUAAGCCUGAAAAUAUUAAAAUUCACUCAAUUUCUCUAAAAAUAAAGGGCUCCUAAAACUGGUUUCUCUUUUUUUUCCAGAUUUUAAUAUCAAGCAAUGAUUGAUUAGGCAGCAUCUAGAUAGUAUGUGAAUGGCCAGUUCUUGAAAACAAAAUUCUACGGGAUUCCUAGAAGGAUUUCAAACAUUUUAAGGUCAUUUUUUACCAAGAAAAGAGCAUAAGACUCAAUGCGAGUUUAUAAAAUAUACACUUGCUAUCUUUCAGAAUAAAGCCCCAAGAAAAACAAUAAGGUUUUUGGGUCAAUUUUGAAAACAAUGCUCUAAAUAAGAAGAUUUGCAACUACGAAUGAAAAAAUAAUUGGACCCAAAAUCUAUUUUUUUUGAAAAAAAAUUUGCCCCAAAAGUUUUUUUUAAGCAAUGACACAAGCAUGAGCAACUCCCCCCACACUUAAAAUGUGCAUAGUCCUCGAUGCAUCUAUAUGGUAUGCAAACGACAAUAUUAAGCAAGCACGGACUUAGCAAAGAGAGAAGGGGAGAGGGAAAUGCAACUAAACAAAAGUAUACGCAGCAUCAACUCAUCACUUUUCCCUCCUUAAAGUGCUCGAUGGACCUACAAUCUGCAAAAACAUGGCUAAGACCAAGUCUUUUAGCUUUGAAGAGAGAAAAAUCAGAUUUAAAGGAUGUAGAUAUCAAGCUUCAAAUUUGGUUCUGGAAACCAAUUCUUGUGCCUUAUUGCACUUUUCAAAACAGAAAACUGUAUAUGAGAAGGUUAGUUAUGUCAAGCACAUGCAAAGCAGCUCAUAUGCAUCUAUUAAACAUCAUAAUUCAGCACAUAUGCACCUGAUAACUCAGAAUUCAGAUUGAACACCAAGAAAAGAUUGCAGAUUUUUUUAUAUUUCGACACAUAUAAGCUGUAAAAAGUGUAAAAUUUGCAUUUUGCACUCAAAAAAUCAGCUUACAAGUCCAAAAAUAACUUUUUAAAAUGCAGAACUUUUCUUUAGUAGCCGAAAAUCAGUUGUAAACAAUGCAUAUGUCUCAACUUUCAGCUUAAAUAUGUCCAUACAAUAACACCCAAACCUUAAGGAAAAUGAAAUUUUACAACAGAGAAACCAUUGGGUACUUGAGACCGUUGAUCUGGAUCAGAAUUUUGCACAUUAAUAAGCAGAUAUUAACCAUUUAAGCCCAAAAAUCAGAUUACAAAGGCAUACUAUUUAGUUUGCAAGCAAAAAUCAAAGUGCAGAUUUUGUGCAUAUUCUACCAACAAAAACCAAAGUUCGAACACAAAAGGGUUAAGGAGACCAAAGCCCAAACCUAAGAUACUGAUUUGGAUCAGAUUUCACACUUGUUUGUGCAGAUUUUACUCCAAAGGACAUGCUUCUACCAAUGACUUAGUAGAUCUUGAAUAUUCACUCAAAUAAAUGGUUAGAAGCAUACAUGGAGCAAAAUAAACCAUUAAAUCCAGUAAAUGCAGCAGUAUUCU
This is a messenger RNA of Cuscuta campestris, 2998 nucleotides long. The record is from the annotation of a GenBank genome assembly. NCBI's taxonomy places the organism in Eukaryota, Viridiplantae, Streptophyta, Magnoliopsida, Solanales, Convolvulaceae.